UAGUCACCAUAACAAGAUUCAUAUGGCGCAGCAGCUUUUUGAGUAUAGCGGACAAGGAAAAGCCUUCAGCACUGAGGCAGACAAGGGUCAUGGUGGAGAGACUGCGUGUACUUACAGUGAGCGUGGGAAAUCCUGCGAUAAGUCAGCAGCACUCACUUCCCGGAAGAUAAAUGUCGAAUGUUGUGUAUGUGGGAAAGUGUUCUGUAAAAAGUCUAAGCUUACCAAACAUCAGAAAAUACACACAGGAGAGAAACCCUAUAAAUGUGUACAAUGUGAGAAAUCCUUCAUUAAGAAAUCAUAUCUUGCAAAUCAUCAGAGAACACAUACACAGGAGAAACCCUUUGCAUGUACCAAAUGUGAGAAAUCCUUCUGUCAGAAGUCAAACCUGAUUGUUCAUCAGAGAAUCCACACAGGGGAAAAGCCCUAUGAAUGUCAUGAAUGUGGGGAAACCUUCUGCCAAAUGUCAGCCAUUAUUUAUCAUCACAGAAUACACACAGGAGAGAAACCCUAUGAAUGUAUGGAAUGUGGGAAAACCUUCUACCAGAGGGCAGCCCUCAAUGUACAUCAGAGAAUUCACACAGGAGAGAAACCAUAUAGGUGUAAUGAAUGUGGGGAAACCUUUUAUCAGAAGUCAGUCUUCACUGUACAUCAGAGAAUUCACACAGUUGAGAAGCCAUGUGAAUGUCAACAAUGUAGGAAAACUUUCUACCAUAAGUCAGCCCUCACGGUACAUCAGAGAACUCACAUAGGUGAGAAGCCAUAUGAAUGUAAAGAAUGCAGGAAAACUUUAGCUCAGAAGUCAAAACUUACUGUACAUCAGAGAACUCACACAGGAGAAAAACCCUAUGAAUGUAAUGAAUGUGGAAAAACAUUUUGCCUGAAUUCAGUUCUCAUUAUACAUCAGAGAGCUCACACAGGUGAGAAACCAUAUGAAUGUAAUAAAUGUGGAAAAACCUUUAGCCAGAAGUCAAACCUCAGGAUGCAUCAGGGUACUCACACAGGUGAAAAACCCUAUGAGUGUAAUGAAUGUGGGAGAACUUUUAGCCAGAAGUCAAACCUGAGGAUGCAUCAGAGUACUCACACAGGGGAGAAACCCUACGAAUGUAAUGAAUGUGGAAAAUCCUUCUACCAGAGGUCAGUGCUUACCACACAUCAGAGAACUCACACAGGAGAAAAACCUUCCAAGUGUAACGAAUGUGGAAAAACCUUUCGUCAGAGGGCGAACUACAGCAGGCAUCAGAAAACUCACACAGGACAGAAGCUUUAUAAAUGUAAUGGAUGUAGGGAAGCCUUCUUCCAGAAGUCAGCCCUCACUGUACAUGAAAGAAUUCACAUGGGGAAGAAAUCCCAUGAAUGUAAGGAAUGUGGGAAGACGUUCUACCAGAAGUCAUCCCUCAUGAUACAUGAAAGAAUUCACACAGGGGAGAAGCCAUAUGAAUGUAAAGAAUGUGGGAAAAGCUUUUGCCAGAAGUCAACUCUCAAUAGACAUCAGAGAACUCACACAGGUGAGAAACCAUAUGAAUGCAAAGAAUGUAGGAAAGCCUUCUACCAGAAGUCAGCCCUCACUGUACAUUACAGAACUCACUCAGGUGAAGAGGCCUGUUAACAUACUGAAGGUGUGAAAAGCCUUAGUAGCAAAUGAAAUCCUGCAGCAUAUCAGUGGAUACAUACAGGAAAUAAACCCUGUGCAUGUAACCAGUGUGAGAAAUCCUUCAGCCACAAGUCAAGCCUUACUACCCAUCAGAGAAGUCACACAGGGAAAGCCCUGUGGCUGUACGAGUGUUGGAAACACCUUUUGGCAGAAGUCAGACCUCAGGAGGCAUCAAGAAAUUCACACAAGGGAGAAAGCCUAAGAGUGUAAUGAGUGUGGCCGGGUGCGGUGGCUCACGCCUGUAAUCCCAGCACUUUGGGAGGCCGAGGCGGGCGGAUCACGAGGUCAGGAGAUGGAGACCAUCCU
Molecule: messenger RNA, 1957 nt
Organism: Rhinopithecus roxellana (golden snub-nosed monkey)
Lineage: Eukaryota; Metazoa; Chordata; Mammalia; Primates; Cercopithecidae
Product: zinc finger protein OZF-like
Exons: 1
Coding region: 23-1606 (527 amino acids)
Biological process (GO): regulation of transcription by RNA polymerase II
Molecular function (GO): DNA-binding transcription factor activity, RNA polymerase II-specific; RNA polymerase II cis-regulatory region sequence-specific DNA binding
Source: RefSeq, a predicted model, not a curated record